Molecule: messenger RNA, 6312 nt
Organism: Symbiodinium natans
Lineage: Eukaryota; Dinophyceae; Suessiales; Symbiodiniaceae
Source: the annotation of a GenBank genome assembly
AUGGCAUCCUUAGACAACGACUUGUUCGAGGCAGUGGCAUCCGAAGAUGUUGGAAAGCUGGGAUUGGUGUUCAUGAGCUUGCCCCCUGGCCAAAUCGAAGUAAAGUCGGUAUCCUCGGGGAGCUGGGCCGCAGAACAAGACAUCUUGCCAGGAGAUCUUCUCGUGCAGGCACAGGGCAGGGACCUGGAGAACAUAUCUGCUGAUGCUUUUCGCGACAUGACGCAGCAGCGCCCUCUCGCUCUGGUCUUUUGGGCGAGUGACGCCGAUGUGCAGGCGAAGCGACUUGCGCGGCUUGCAGCUGAGGCCAAGGCCCAGCAAGCCGCCAAGGCAGCCGCCAAGGCAGCCGCCAAGGCAGCCGCUGCGGCCGCUGCCGCCAAAGCGGCUGCACCGGCCGGGCCGCCGCAACGGGAGCCUGCGCAGCCAAAGCGCGAGCACCCCAAGCCUGAGCCCCCUAAGAAGCCCGAGCCUGCCCAGCCCGAGCCGCCCAAGCCCGAGCCCAAGCCCGAGCCCAAGCCCGAGCCGAAGCCGGAGCCGAAGGCGGAGGCGAAGCCCCAAGACUCAAAGGCAAAGGUCGAAGCAGUCGAUGCUCGGGCGGCUCCGGCUCAGGCGGCUCCGGCGGCUCAGGCUCCAUCUGAGAUUCGACAAACAAAAGGCCCUUCUCCUCAACCAAUCCCCGUGGAGAAGAGCCGCGAGCAUGUGAAUCAGACGCAAGCAGCCGACGCAGCACCAGCAUCUUCCUCAGACCGACCAUCAGCACAGGCCAAGCCUCCACCCACGGGCCCUGCAGCCGCACCUGCUGCAACCCCUGCUGCAACCCCUGCUGCAGACCCUGCUGCACCUACUGCUGCACCUACUGCUGCACCCGCUGCUGAACCCACUGCUCCUUCGGUUGCUCCUCCUCCUCCAGCACCCGCAGCUGGGCCUGCUCCCGAGCCUACCAUUCUGAGCCGCGAAGUGGAACCGCCUGCUCAAAACACAAAGGUCCUUUCAGGGAGUGCAGUUGCGGAAGUGAAAGAUACACUUGGACCCUCUCCGGUACCAGGAAGCGCUCCAAAAGCUCCAAAAGCUCCAGCAAGCAAUGUGCAAAAUGUGCAAGAGCCCCGCAGGCCGUCUCUGGAGCUCGAACCACCUGAGCUGGCGAGGCUUGAGGCCAAACAUCCACCUCCCCAGAAGGUGCAUGCCGAGUCAGCUCGGCCUGGCAACUCUCUGCCUUUGAGAAGUGCUCCGAUGCCCGCACCAGCACCAGCCCCGACUCCCACACCCGCAUCGACGUCCACCCUUGCGGCUACAACUCCGGCGGAGCCCGGUCGCCGAUUGCUCGAAGAAGAUCUAGCAGCAACUCGGGCAGAGCUUCGAUUGGCGCAAACAGAGCGAGCGGAGUUGCAGGAUGAGGCUUCAAGUGCUCGUGGCAUCAUCAAGCGGUUGAGGAGUGAGCUGGCAGAGGCCCGAACUCGGAGUCGCAAAGAGGGUCUUCAACAAGACGUUGGUGGGACGGAUGGUGCAGAGAGUGAGGGCAACUUGGGCAGCUUGCAGCAGCUCCGGGAGGAGCUGGAUGAGGCUCGACGUGAGCUCGCGGCUGCCAGGAAGUUUGGCCCUGGCAAAGACUCGGCUCAAAAGGAGCAGCUGCUCAAAACGGAGAUUGAAGAGAUGGAGGCCACCAUGAAGAAGGUCAAGGCAGAUCUCCAGAGGUCGCAGCAGGCAGUGCGGAAUUGCGAAUCGGAGAUGAUGAGUGAAGCAAGCGGCGCGGGAAGCGUGCCGGCUCUACGCAUGGAGCAAGCCGUCGUCCGCGGCUUGCAGCGGCAGCUGGUGGAGGGGACUGUCACUGCUUCCCAGAAAGCAAGCCAGAGUCAGGAGAGUGAGAUGGACAGUGUGCGAACUGAGCUUCGAAUCGAACAAGCCGCCAUGCGUUCCUUCCAGCGGACGGCUGGAGGUGAUAUAGAGGCGACGGUGCAGCAAGCAGUCCAGCAACGGGAAGACCUGAAGCAGUCCUUGAUGAGAGCUGAGAAUGCUGCAGUCCGCGGCUUGCGCAGACGUCACGAUGAGGCGAGGCGCAUGACCCUCCAAUUGGAGGACCCACUUGUGCAAGAAGCAAAUGCAAUACGCAGCGCUAUUCCACAGCAAGAAGAGAUGGAGGAGUUCCUGUCUGGUCGGCUGCGGGAGUUGGAAGAGGCAACCGCUGCCAUGGUGGAGGGUAGCGAGGGCAGAGAUGCUUUCCAGCUUGUGGCAAAGGCUCAGGGUUUCGAAGCAGCGGAAGCCACAGCUGCCAGAGCUCUCGCGGAGGAGGCGAGUGCACUUGCACAGGCAGAAGAAAUGCAGAAGGACCUGCGCAACUCCGACCUCUACUCUGUGCGUGUGGAGCUACACAAAGAGCGAACUCUGCGCCUGAAGGCCGUUGAUGAACACAAGGAGUUGGCGCAGAUCCUCUCAGGCAUGUCUGUGCCGCCGGCAACACUCACCCCCAUGCCGGGAAAGGUGGCCCAGGUGCCCGGCGCUCCCGGUGCUCCCGGUGCUCCCGGUGCUCCCGGUGCUCCCGGUGCUCCCGGUGUGCCAGGACGCUCUCCUGACCCUCUGCCUGAACCUCAGACUGUCGACAGGACCCCUGAGGCUCCGCAGGAUGUACGGCUGACAGCCACGCUGGGCACCGAGACUUUGCAGUUGAGCAUGGAGAGCCGCAGCGAAGAAAUGGACCCCAUGCUGGAGGUGCCGCUAAGACCAAGCGAAACUCAGCCCGACCUCCGGCAGAUUACGGACGACCUUGACAAGGUUCAGAUAGCCUUGCUCUCCAUCAGCAGCGACUGGACUGGUGAAAGCAUGGUGCCGAAGCUGCGCACCGCACCGCUUCGUGGCCUUGAGGAGUCCCAGGAGUCCCAGGAGGCCCGGGAGGCCCAGCUCCCAGAGCGGAGAUGGGCAGGCCAGGCAAGCCAGUUCCCAGACAGGGAGUCCAUGGAGGAGGAAGUUCAGCAGUUGGAAGCCAAGGUCCACAUGCAGAAUGAGAAGCUGGGGACCUUUCAGGAGGUCUUGGACUCAACGGAAAUCCUCGGUGAAGCUGCCCUGCAAAGUGAGCUCCAAGUGCAACGGUUGGAGGAAGAGCUCAUUGGCGUGCGCCAUGCCUUCCAACUGCAAGGCGAGGAGCUAGCCUGGGUUUCGGAGGCAGCGCUCCGUGACGAAACCAGAUCUGAGAGUGCAACAAGUGAGAAGCAUGCGAGUACUUCGAGUACCAAGCUGAGCAAGCUGGCAGCCGCAGAGAAACGGUCUGCGCGGAGUUCCUCACCGACUGUCGGAGCAGUAGAGUGGGCACCUGGACGAGCUGGACGAACAUUGACUCCGACCUCCAGACCAUUGCCCCCACGUAGUCCCACCAUCUCGGUGUCAUCGGUUGCACAGGGCUCCGCGCGACCACCGAGAUCCCCGCCUGCAGUGACGAGCCGUUCCAACUCGCCCUUGCCCUCGCCUUCCUUUGGGCUUCCAGGCCUUGACUUGUUCGCAGAUGCCCCGCUUCCGAGUCCGCCGAUGCCAGUCCAGGAAGCUGAGGCGACUGAAGCGGUGCUUUCAAGACGUGCAAGCCCACAAUUCUCGGUCAGCUCCAUCGAGCCAGAUCCGACAGAUCCUUCCCGCACUUCACUUUCCCGACCUUCACGAGAACUCGAAGGUCUCACAGGACUCGAGGAGCUUGAGGCUUCCGUUUCGCAGCUGGAGGCGAAGAACGCAGAGCUCGAGCAGUCCGUCUCACACGCAGAGCUGGCACUGCAGGAGGCUCUGCAGAAGGCCGAGGCGGCCGAGGCGGCGGAGGCGGCCGAGGCGUCGAAACGCCAGUCUUUAGGAACUGCACUGGAGCCAGCCAAGGCAGCCAAGGAGCCGCAGAGGAUGCAGAGAGCAUCAUCCCCAGGCCCCGAUAGGACGAGCGAGCUGCAUGCAGAGAUCAUGGCGCAGAUGCAAGAAGAGGAGAAGCGCUGGCGCAAGCGCCUGCAGGUCGAGCGACGCAAGGCGGCGGCAGCAGCCUUGCGAGCGGUUGCACAGGAGGCCUCGGAGGCCACGGAGGCCUCGGAGGCCUCGGAGGCCUCGGAAGCUGAGCUGAGACGGGAACUGCAUAUGUUGCAGCGUGCCGUCGAUCGGGCUCACCAGGAGGCGGCCCAACCAGCACCACCGCUUGAGUCGCUGGCGGCGUGCGAGGACGUCGAGGAGCUUUCAAACGCCGCUCCAGCGGUGGAUGAGGCAACUGGACAUUACUCCAAAGAGGAGGAAGGCAAGUCGACGACCGUGUUGACCAAAGAUUGUGCUGUACAAGCUUUGGAGUCCAAUAGCACUUCGGACUUAGAGGAGGUCAUGCAGCUGAAGCAGGAAGCAGCAGAGCUGCCUCGGCUUCGGUCCUUGCUAGAAGCAGCAGAGAAGAGGCUGUCAAAAGCAGAUGAGUCGUAUGCCGAGUUGGAGAAGAUACGGAGCUCCCUUCGAGAUGAGAAGCACAUGGCGAUUGCCGUCCAAGGUGCCAGGGACACGGAGGACAUGUUGCGCUCUGCCUUGGCUGCUGAAACUACUUGUCAGCUAAUGGCGGAGUCGGAAGCCGAACGUGCAAAGGCAGCAUCUGACCAAGCUCGAGACGAAGCUCGAGAGAUGUUGCAAGAUCUCGUGGAUGCUGGCCGCAAUGAGUUGUUGGCCCUGCGUGCCUGGAUGGAAGAAGAAGCUGCGGACUCUUCUGGCAGACUGGGAGAAGCUCAGCAAGCUCUGCAUUUGGCUGGGGAGGGCGAGGAAGCCCUGGUAAAGCUGGGAGAGGAGGAGGUCUCAGCUGCUGAAGCACGUGCAGAGCUCUUCCACGAAAAAGAAGCGAGGGCCCUUGAGCUGCAAGCAGCGAGCUGGUUUUACUUUGCGGAGACCGAAGGGUGGUCCGCAGGCGAGGCUUCCGAAGCUCAUUCCGAAGCCCAACUGAUGAUGCAAAGCCGUCGAGAAGAGGUACAGCUCCUGGACCAGCGUGACGCCUCGAUUCAUGCGGCCACGGCCGAGGCCGGUGCCCUGCGUGCCGAGGCUGCUGUCAUGCGUAAGGAGGCGCUGGGGCUCCGCCAUGACCUGGGCAAGGAAGAGGUGGCCUUCCAGCAGAUGAAGCUCUUGGCCGACAGGGCUCGUGCCGCAGAGUCAGCCACACUUCGGUCGGCCCUCACGGAGGUGCGAGCAGAGGCUGCCAGAGGUGCAUCAAUCCUACAUCGAGCAGAAGAUGCAGAGAAGGAGCUGCGAAGGCUCAGGCUGGACCAGGCUCAGAAGGAGGCGCACCUAAAGGACCUCACAAGCCAGCUGUUUGAUGCAGAACGCCGUGCUACCGCAGCGGUAUCUGCUUCAACUAUCGCCAUGGGAGGUGGAGCACUUGGAGCCCUGGCCAUCUCAAACUUGGACACCAGAAGGGAGAGGGCCCCGUGGAGGGGCUUCGACCGAGGACCAGGCCAGGGGCCGGUCCCUUCAACACCAACACCCAGUGCGGGACAUGUGGGCGACGCAGACCCGGGUGCCAGUGGCCCAGGCAACGAUGGACUUGGUCUGCACAUGGCGUCGCUCGGACAUCCCAUCGUGGCCGAUGCCCGGUACAACCCGCACAAGGCUAAGGAUGACGCCGAGAUUUGUCCACGGCUCUUUCUUCACGCGUGCUACCUGCGCUGUACAUUGCUUGAAGUGGAUGCAGCGGAAUCCACGAAGGAGCAGCCGUUCGCAGUCGCCUGCCACUUGCCGCCAGAACUGCGCCGCGUUCUGCUGAGUCAGCUCCGCUUGGACAGGACGGCAAGUGCAAAGCUGCCCGAAUCUGCAAGGCUUCUUUGCGAGACGCUCCUCCAUCCAGAGGAGACUCAUGGCGUUCAGCACUCGAAACGUCCCCGAGAUAUGGAGGAGCUUCAUGAGAGUCGACUAACCCUGCGUCGGCGGGAUGAGUUCUUGCAUCGCUUCCGCUUCAACAGCAAAGAACGCAUGGAAAUCAUCCGCAUCUUGAGCCAGCUGAAGACCAGUAAGGAGCGAAGCGCAGCGCUUCAGCAAUUCCGAGUUCUGGGACAAAGAACACCAGAUUUCAUUGUGGGGCGAUUCGCAAAAUAUGUGGAAGGGCUGCUGCGUUGGCCCUGCACUGAGUUUUGCAGAGUUGCGCGGCUGACCGGGCUCUGUUCGUUCUGGAACCGAGCGAAGGAGCAACUGCAAGAAGGGCUCCGAAGAGGCCAACGAUUCCUGAGCGCCUCUCUUGCUUGCACGCUGCCUGCACGGGUGUACCGGUGUGCCGGUGCCACAGGAGGUUGCAGCAUCAGAGAGGCGCCCCCGAACUUGGCAUUCGCUGUCAGUUUGUCUCAGUGA